Chrysochloris asiatica (Cape golden mole) is the source of this 462-nucleotide messenger RNA. Its product is annotated as protein FAM32A-like. The coding region runs from base 1 to 462 and encodes 153 amino acids. The transcript has 2 exons. NCBI's taxonomy places the organism in Eukaryota, Metazoa, Chordata, Mammalia, Afrosoricida, Chrysochloridae. Gene Ontology annotation, cellular component: nucleolus. The record is from RefSeq and is a predicted model, not a curated record.
AUGUUCAACCAGAACUUUCCUAGAUUGGAGUACUGGAAUUCCAAUGUCAAUGGCAUUGAAAAAUCCAUUCUAGAAAGCCAAAAAUUUGGACUCUUUGAGCAACCUAACUUAGAGAUUCAUUCAACAUGCGCCACGGCAGUCUAUGAGCAGGUCCAGAAGGGUUCCCUGAAACUGAAAGGCGUCGCAGAGCUCGGCGUGACCAAGCGAAAGAAGGACAAAGACAAGGCGAAACUUCUGGAAGCGAUGGGAACAAACAAAAAGAACAAGGAGGAGAAGCUGUGCGGCCUGGACAAGAGGGCCCCGGCCCAGGUGGCCUUCGAGAAGAUGCAGGAGAAGCGGCAAAUGGAAAGGAUCCUGAAGAAAGCAUCCAAAACCCACAAGCAGAGAGUGGAGGACUUCACCAGACACCUGGACACAUUCACGGAACAUUACGACAUCUCCAAAGUCAGCUGGACCAAGUAG